Messenger RNA from Hyalella azteca, 916 nucleotides. RefSeq names its product macrophage mannose receptor 1-like. Lineage: Eukaryota; Metazoa; Arthropoda; Malacostraca; Amphipoda; Hyalellidae. The record is from RefSeq and is a predicted model, not a curated record. The coding region runs from base 1 to 876 and encodes 291 amino acids. The transcript has 7 exons.
AUGAUGUGCUCGAGACUCUCGGAAGAGGACGUUUUUCACCACGUUUGUAAAGAAAACGAAUUUUCUCACAAGCUGAGCAAUCUGGUAGAACUCAUACGCAGGCUACGCAACUUACAAAUCCAUAAUUAUGAGCCUCAAGAAAGUCUUCUGUCUGCUUGUGUUCGUUACAGGCGCAGCGGCAAUCGAGUGCCCCGCUCGCUACGAGGUCGUUGGGUCCAAGUGCAUCCACCGCCUGCCUGGUGGUUACCUCACGCACGACUUGCUACUGAUGUUGCUACUUAUGUCGACGAUGGAUACUUAGCGGACGCCAUCAACGGCUACUGGCUGGGCGCCACCAACUCGUCGGUGAACUACGUCUGGCAGUGGAACGACGGCACCGCCGUGCAGAUAGGCGCUCCGUUCUGGGCUUACAAUUGGGCCGCUGGUGGGAAGACAGAGCCCAACAACGCCUUUACGGGAGAAAACUGCGCGAUGAUAGGCGCCCCCCGAGGCUGGCUGCUCAAUGACUUGAUGUGUACCUCAUCAGGCUUCGUCGUUUACGCAUUGUGCUCAAGAACUCCGACGAAUGGUUUGUGCGCCACUCCGUACGUCUUGGUGGGCAAACAGUGCAUUCAUUUGCUUCUGGCCAAUUAUGAUAGCUGGCGCGCUGCGCGCACCGCAUGUGGAGCGACAGGAGGAGAUCUAAUAAUUCUAGAGGACUGCGACCAGUACAGCAAGGUUACCUCCUACUUAAUCCAUCAAGGCUACAACCCUGAAGGAUAUUGGAUCGGUGGCUCGGAUGAAGCCUUAGAGGGACAGUGGUGCUGGAUUGACGGUUCUCCAAUGACAAUGGGGCUGCCAUACUGGGCAAAUGUAGUUCAGGUAUUUAUACAGUAAUCGUUUGAAUUGUGAUACGUUAUGAAACUUUGCUAGUGAA